Molecule: messenger RNA, 1443 nt
Organism: Acanthamoeba castellanii str. Neff
Lineage: Eukaryota; Discosea; Longamoebia; Acanthamoebidae
Product: G proteincoupled receptor, putative
Exons: 13
Coding region: 1-1443 (480 amino acids)
Cellular component (GO): membrane
Source: RefSeq, a predicted model, not a curated record
AUGGAGCGGCUGUUGCAGGAAACGUUCCUGCUGGUGAUUCUGCACGGGGCCUACUUCGGCUUCGGGCUGCUCUUCUAUCGAAAAAAGCUGUUCAAAGACUAUGAGGCAAAGGACCCAAUCGUCCAAUUCCUCUUCUGUUCGACAUUCACGCUGAGCUGCAGCAUGUUCCAGCUCAUCAUCUUCGAGAUUGUCGGCUUUUUGGACUCAAACUCGCGAUGGCUCAACUGGAAGAUCGAUUUGUAUCUCAUGCUGGUGGGCCUGCUCUGCGUGGUGCCCUUCUACCAGUUCUACCUCCUCCUGUCGCCCUACCUGUCGGGUCGUAACAAGCGGCUGGCGCUGGCGCUGGCCAUGUCGGUCGUGUUUGUGUGGGGCUUCUACAAGCUCGGCGACCCGUUCCCCAUCGUGAAGGCCCACCACGGGAUGCUGUCGAUCGAGAUGGGCGUGAGCCUUAUCGGAGUCGUGGGCGUCACCGUAAUGGCCUUUCUCUCGGGCUACGGCGCGGUCCAGUGUCCCUACGACUACUCUGCCUACUUCCUCAAGCACGUGUUCCCGCUCAUCGGCGCCUUGAAAGCCGCGGCAAUGGCGGUGAUGGUGAUGUUCUUGCACGUGAACGAGGAGGAGGUGCUGGUGCUGGAAAAGCAGUACAUCCAGACCAUGGACAAGAUCCUCAAGAAGAAGAAGCGCCUGGCCUUUGUGAACACACAAUACAGGCGCCCGACCGAACCGUCGUCGAAGGGCUUCGUGUCGCGACUCGCAGGCUUCCUUCCGGGCGCUGACCGAGGCGACGCCAUGCAAACCGAACUCGAGGCGCUGGAACAGGAGACGGGCGCUCUGGAGAACUUUGGGCGGGAACUGUUCUUGGAGAUCCACCACCUCCGACUCGCGCAGGAGAGGAUCAAGUUCUCGCGUACGAUGCAGGGCCGGUUGUACAACUUGCUGGGCUACUUCCUCGCCGGCUACUGCAUCUACAAGCUCUUCAUGGCGACCAUCAACAUCAUCUUCGAUCGAGUCGCCACGACCGACCCCGUCACCAAGGGCAUCUCGCUCUUGCUCAAGUUCUGUCACGUGGAGAUCGAUGUGCCCUUCUGGUCGCAGCACAUAUCUUUCCUGUUCGUCGGCAUCAUCAUUGCCGCCUCCAUUCGCGGCUUCCUCAACCAGUUGAUGAAGCUGUUCUACGCCUACUCGAGCAGCGUCACGUCCAACAGCAUCGUCCUGCUCCUGGCCCAUGUGAUGGGCAUGUACUUCGUGUCGUCCGUUCUCCUCCUCCGGAUGAGUUUGCCUCUUCAGUACAGAGAGGCCAUCACACAAGUGCUGGGCGAUAUUCAGUUCAACUUCUACCACCGGUGGUUCGACUUCAUAUUCAUCCCGUCGGCUCUCGCCACGGCCUUCUCCCUCUUCCUCGCCGCCCGAGCCUCGCCCUACAAGACCAUCAACACCGACUGA